ACACGGAAGUCAGUGAUGGACCCUUGGAUGUCUGAUGUCAGCGGGAAGUGAGUGUGCGUUUCACUUACAAGUUUAAUGUAUGCGAUGACUUUGGAGUGAACCACUAAUCUGGUACAUUUGCACGUCGCCGAGGUUUGGGAUUUGAGCCAAAAUGGCGAUGAACUGGGCCGAGAGGAUCUCUGCUUUCUCCCGCAGUCCGUCUCGCUUCCUCUACGGGACAACAGCCGAGGGUUUCCUCGCAGAGCUGCUCCGUGAGCUCCGAGAUGACAGAGCCAGUUACAGUGUCAAGGUCCUACUGUUAUCCCCCCUAUGUGAGUACCCGACACUGCUGUGUCCCUCAGACUCGGUGGGCGAAGAGACAGCCCUGGAGCUCAUGUCAGUGUUCCACCAGAGUCCUCCCAAGUCUGUGGAGUUCCGUUGUAACCUCCUCCUGGCCCUUACCUCUGUGCUGGUCUGCACCUCCUGCGUGAGCAGCCAUUCCCGUGCAUCUCAAGACUUCCUGGACCUACUCCUUCAGAUAGCCCAGGACACCAGUGACCUCCAAGGUGAUGGUGCUUUUCGCUUUUUACGGGCCACGGCUUGUGACUGCCUGCGGGAGCUGGAGGCCAGCUCUCCAGGCCUUCUCUCCCAGCGCCUCGAGCUCUUAGGGGGGCUCCGUCAGCGAGAAACCUCCCGGCUCCACCAGGCCUACACAGGACUAUAUAGUUUGGUGUUAAGAAACACUGUGUAUCAGCUCACCCAGGAAGCAGGAGCUGGGGCUGAUCAUCUUAAAGCUCUUCUGGGGGGAAAUACAUCAUUUGCAUGGGAGGCAGAGCUGGACUCAGGCCUUGUGAAUAACAAAGACUCAGCCAUACUGUUUUCUCUUAUCCUGGGUCCCAUGGGUACAGUACCAACCCUCCAGACUGGGCCUGAUUGUAAGGAGUUGCGUCUAGUCCUGUCCUCCCUCCUGGAGGAGUCCUACCUCCUCACUCCUCUAUGUCAGGCUGCACUGCUACAUAGACUGACAGAGGUGGUUGCCAUGGUACCUGGUGUCCCUCCAGCCGUAUUCAGAGCUCAGCUGCUGCGACUGCUGGGCACAAGCGAGGUCUGCCUCUUUCACAGCACUCUGCUGAUGAAGUGUGCAUUCACAGACAGCCUGUUCAGCGCAGAAGACGAAGCUUUCAUCCUCCAGCGGCUGGUCAUGCUUUCCCAGCACCCACUGAGCAGUACACCCGAGAAGCUUUUCUAUAUGGACUGUAUCCUGCACUUUCCUGAGAACCGGCCAAUCAGCUGCAGCGAUGGCGACGAGACCCUCCCAGUGCUGCUGACUCCACGGCUGGCCUUGGCUCUGGUGCCCACUGUGUUCAACGACAGCGCCACCAUGCUGGCUCGACUCAACCUGCUGUCUCUGGUCUACCUGGAGGAGGGAGAGGAAGGGGAGGGGGAGGAGGGCAGGGGGCUGGCCUACCUCUACGAACACCUCACCUCACUGCUGCACAUCGUGGAAAAUGGAGGCAGCCGAGAGAUUGUUGUUACCUUCUUCAGAGCUGCUUUCCUCUUUCUUUUCUACUUUUGCCAUGUGGAGCGCUACUUUUACAGCCUGAUGGAGAAGCUGUGUGAGCUCUACCUCUGCCACACCCACCUGGCUCCGCACUUCAUCAACUUGGCAGACCAGACCCAGGGCAAGCUCACUGAGUCCAGCUGGGCUGUGGGGUUCCUGAGGGCCCUCCAGGGGGUCAUCACUGAGGCCCCGCUCACCCAGCUCACCUUGCAGGACCUGAGCUGGCACCUCAAGAUGCUGGCUCGAGUGGCGGAGGAAGGAGAGAUCCCCCAGCACAGCACCCUCAGCUUCCUGUCCAGCAUCAUCACUCCAUCUUCCUCCUCUCUGUAUGUGAGCAGCGACUGGCGUCUCGGGAACAGCCUGCUGGGGGUUUGCCGCUGCCUCCUCAUCCACCCCAGCCUGGACUCACUGCUCAUACCUCUGGCUGAUGUCCUGCAGGAUCUUACAUGCCGCUAUGGAGACACAGGCAUCCAGGACCACACCCGCCUCUACUACACCCUCCUGACCACGCUUUCCAGGGAGAAGCUGGCUGGGAUUUUGGCACAGGGUUCAACAGAGGGAGGGGGGCAGGUCAAGAAGCGAUCGCUGUCCUGCAUCAUGGCUGAGAGUGAGGGGCUGACAAGCCUGCUAACCAUCCACCAGACAGAGAAGACAAUAUUCAGGCUGGCUGAGGCCCAUUCUAAGCCACAAGAUGAAACCCAAACUGAUAAAGAAGGUGACAUAAACCAUAAUGGGACGGAGACCUGCCCAGGAGAGGUGAACACAGCACUGAGAGCGUACAGAGCUCAGUUUGAUGUCCCUGGCUUUGCCUCAGAAAUCACCUUAAACUACCAGUUGACUCAUGUUGAAACUGAUGACUCCUGCUUUGAUCAGCUCUACAGUAUCCGCCUCCACUUCAGCCUCACAGAUGACCACUAUGAAGAACUGAGUGACAUCAGUGUCCCAUGUCUCUUCAGAGAGAGAGCGUCGCCUGAGGUUUCGCUUAGGUUGAAGCCCCAGUGGCCCUACCCCACCACCCUCCACACCAGCGCCAUUUUCACCACCCAGGAUGGCCUCACCUGGCUCACCGUCCUGCCACACAUCCACAUGGCUUUCCAGCAGGCCUUCAUGCCUCUGCCUGCUCCUCCAGCCUGGGGACAAGGUGGCAAACUGAGACUGUUUCAGGGUUUAUGGGAUGAAAUGAGCUCUGACAAUGGGGAGGACUCGGCUGACUGUGCGACCAGCCUGUUCUGCUGCCAGCUAAAAGGGGAGGCUCUGAUUGCCUUGGUGGAGAAUCACUUCCUCCCCUACCUUAUAUCAGAUCUGUCUGAUAGAGAAGAGUUCAAGGUGCUUUUCUUCCUCCCGCCACAGUCUCACGUGCUGCUGAAGAUCAGCUUGGAGGAAGACACUACGCACUUCAACAUUGUCACAGAUAACUGGCAGCUCCUGCCUCACAUCAGUUCUUAUCUACUGACAAUCACAUCUUCACAGGAAAACACUGACAGUUGACUGUGAUGCAUCUUACUGGCUUGGUUUUAAUUUUUAAAAAAG
Molecule: messenger RNA, 3070 nt
Organism: Epinephelus moara (kelp grouper)
Lineage: Eukaryota; Metazoa; Chordata; Actinopteri; Perciformes; Serranidae
Gene: ap5b1
Product: adaptor related protein complex 5 subunit beta 1
Exons: 3
Coding region: 152-3028 (958 amino acids)
Biological process (GO): endosomal transport
Cellular component (GO): AP-type membrane coat adaptor complex; lysosomal membrane
Source: RefSeq, a predicted model, not a curated record